Messenger RNA from Larimichthys crocea (large yellow croaker), 6269 nucleotides. It is a transcript of the gene slc4a2b, whose product is annotated as solute carrier family 4 member 2b. Gene Ontology annotation, cellular component: apical plasma membrane; basolateral plasma membrane; plasma membrane. NCBI's taxonomy places the organism in Eukaryota, Metazoa, Chordata, Actinopteri, Sciaenidae. The transcript has 24 exons. The record is from RefSeq and is a predicted model, not a curated record. Bases 432 to 4178 code for a protein of 1248 amino acids. Gene Ontology annotation, biological process: regulation of intracellular pH; monoatomic anion transport; bicarbonate transport. Gene Ontology annotation, molecular function: solute:inorganic anion antiporter activity; monoatomic anion transmembrane transporter activity.
AGUCACAUGGCUACUUGUCAGCAGGCUGGAGGAGGAAACAUAAUCCUGAGGAGGAAGGCUGCUGCUAUCAGUCCGUGCAUGUUGGUCUGAGAGAGAGAGAGGGCACUCCACUCGACAAGAGGCUGAACUCCCGCACACGAUCGUCCCGAGGCUCACGCUCCACAUCUCUAACCUCUCUUCCUUUUGUCUCCCUAUCUCUCUUCUCUCCCUCUGUUUGUUUUGUCCUGCACUCUGACCAGCCACAGGUCCUCUCUUCACGGCAGAGUUCAGAAUUGCACUACAAUGUCUGCGGUGGCUUCUCUGCUGUAAGCACACAAAGGUUAUGCUGCCCAAAAGCUGUCUGAGUCCCAGCGAGAAAGAGAAGGGCUAAAGCCACAGCGAUCCAAACCAGCUUUCCAGAGCCUCUCCAGCAGCGACUCUACUCUGGAGCCAUGAGCAACCCCAGCGCGCCCAAACAGAUUACAGACGCCGUGGCAUCGGUCAUUCACAGCCCAGAGGCCCCCGCCGCCUCAUCACUACACGGGACUCCGCGCCCCGAUGAAGAGGAUGAUGGGGACCUGAACAAAGCUUUGGGCGUCCAACGCUUCCAGCAGAUCCUCAGCCCUGCUGCUGUGGUUCCUGAUGAACAGCACCACAGCUACCACGAGGAGGACAUCGAAUACCACCGUCACUCCUCUCAUCACAUCCACCGACCUCUGUCCAAGCUGCCCUCCGAGGUACGCAGGAAGAAGAAGAGGAGAAAGGACAAAGAUCACAAAAGCAGCCAAGUUCCCAGCAGUGGUCCCAUAGAGGAGGGAGAGGAUGAAGAGGACGAGGAGGAGGAGGGGACGGAGACAACUUCUGGUCCAACUGAGUCAGAGAAAGUCAAAGAUGUGGAGUUCUUUGUUUCGGAUGAAGACCACUCAGCCAAAUGUGACAAAGAGAGCCCUCACUCUACCCGUGAGCUGGAUAUCGUGCCGCAGUCCGGCGAGAGAGCAGAAACUGAAGAUGCAUCCUCCUCAGAUAAGCCGACCUCCCCCGACACUUCCAGCGCUUCUGCCCAGUCAGCUCCACCUGAACACAUACCACUGGCUCGGGUGUCCAGCCGCGGCUACGACCUACAAGAACGCCGACGCACAGGCAACAUGACGGGUGCUGAGCAAGCCAAGUACCAACGCAUCCCUACUGACGAGAGCGAGGCUCAGACGCUGGCCUCCGCUGACCUGGACGGCAUUAAAAGUCAUCGCUUCGAAGAUGUUCCCGGCGUGCGCAGACACCUGGUCAGAAAGAGCGCCAAGGGACAAGUGGUGCACACUGGCAAGGACCACAAAGAGCCGACCACACGCAGCCGUAAGCAGGAUCGAACACCACACGAGUCGUUACCAGUGGUCGUGUACCGCUCUGCCUCGCGGCAAGAAGGCGUCCUGCUGGACAUAAACUGCGGUCAAAUGGCUCGGUACCAGAAGGUGUUUGUGGAGCUGAAUGAGCUGACUAUGGACAAGAACCAGGAGAUGCAAUGGAAGGAGACAGCUCGCUGGAUCAAGUUUGAGGAGGACGUGGAGGAGGAGACAGACCGCUGGGGGAAACCUCACGUGGCCUCGCUGUCUUUCCGCAGUUUGCUGGAGCUCCGAAAAACCAUCUCACAUGGUGCUGUGCUGCUCGACCUGGACCAGAAGACUCUGCCUGGCAUCGCCCAUCAGGUGGUGGAGCAGAUGAUCAUCUCUGACCAGAUCAAAGCUGAGGAUCGAUCCAACGUCCUGAGGGCCCUGCUGCUGAAGCACAGUCACCCGAGUGAUGAGAAAGAGCACAGCAGCCCCUUUCCCAGAAACAUCUCCGCAGCUAGCCUCGGCAGUCUGAUCACACACCACCACAGUGCCAACCACACCCAUCAGCCAGAACCAUCCGUGACCGACCCGCUCAUGGGCACCACCCACGUCCCGGGGGAAACCGACACUCGCAUCGACAUGGAGAAGAACGAAGUGCAGCAGAAGGAGCCCACUUUGGCGUCCGGUAUGCAUCGGUCCAAAUCCAAACAUGAGCUGAAGCUGCUGGAGAAGAUUCCUGAAAAUGCUGAGGCCACUGUUGUCCUUGUGGGCAGUGUGGACUUCCUGGAGCAGCCCACCAUGGCGUUCGUGCGGCUGCAGGAGGCGGUGGAACUGGAGUCCGUUCUCGAGGUCCCUGUGCCGGUCAGGUUUCUCUUUGUUCUGCUGGGACCCCCCACCACCAGCAUGGACUAUCACCAGAUAGGACGCUCCAUCUCCACACUCAUGUCUGACAAGCAAUUCCACGAGGCAGCCUACCUGGCAGACGACAGGCAGGACCUGUUGAACGCCAUCAACAGCUUCCUGGACUGCAGCAUCGUGCUGCCGCCUUCAGAGAUGGGAGGCGAUGAGCUGCUGCGCUCCGUCGCUCGCUUCCAGAGGGAGAUGCUGCGCAAGAGGGAGGAGCAAGGGGGGAAGCUGUUGGCCAAGGAGCCUAAAAGCUUUGAAGAAAAAGAGGCCCUCCUCACACCUUCGAAAAAGUCAGACGACCCGUUACAGCGUUCAGGGCGCCCCUUUGGCGGCCUGAUACGAGACGUGCAACGUCGUUACCCAAAGUACCUCAGUGACUUCAAGGAUGCCCUGAACAGUCAGUGCAUGGCUGCUGUUAUCUUUAUCUACUUUGCUGCUCUCUCUCCAGCCAUAACAUUCGGAGGUCUACUGGGUGAGAAGACAGAAGGUCUAAUUGGUGUUUCUGAGCUGAUCGUGUCGACGGCGGUGCAGGGUGUCAUCUUCUGCCUACUCGGAGCCCAGCCGCUGCUCGUCGUGGGUUUCUCUGGACCCCUGCUGGUCUUCGAAGAAGCCUUUUUCAGUUUCUGCAAAUCAAACCACAUGGAGUACCUGACGGGUCGCGUCUGGAUCGGGUUUUGGCUCAUCAUCAUCGUGGUCGUCAUGGUGGCCUUCGAGGGAAGCUUUCUGGUCCGCUUCGUCUCCCGCUUCACCCAGGAGAUCUUCUCCUUCCUCAUCUCCCUCAUCUUCAUCUGCGAGACCUUCAUCAAGCUUGGCAGGAUCUUCAAGGAGCACCCGCUGAAACGUUGCUCCCUCGACAACAGCUCGUCGACAGAAAACGCCACACUAGUGCUGAGCAACAGCACCCAGUCGGUGAAGGUGACGGUCCGAGGCGAGCCCAACACAGCGCUGCUCUCUCUGGUUCUCAUGGCCGGGACGUUUUUCAUCGCUUUCUACCUGCGGAAGUUCAAGAACAGCGCGUUCUUUCCUGGAAGGUUUCGUAGGAUGAUUGGAGAUUUCGGCGUACCAAUCGCCAUCCUCAUCAUGGUCCUGGUGGAUUACAGCAUAAACGACACAUACACACAGAAACUGAGCGUUCCUGCGGGUUUCUCUGUGACGAGUCCCUCGAAACGUGGCUGGAUCAUCAGUCCUCUGGGUACAGACGGUGAAUUCCCCAUCUGGAUGAUGUUCGCCUGCUGCUUGCCCGCUCUGCUGGUUUUCAUCCUCAUCUUCAUGGAGACUCAGAUCACGACCCUGAUAGUGAGUAAGAAGGAGCGGAUGCUGGUGAAGGGUUCUGGUUUCCAUCUGGACCUGCUGCUGAUCGUGGUGCUGGGCGGCAGCUCGGCUCUGUUCGGUCUGCCGUGGAUGGCGGCGGCGACCGUUCGCUCAGUGACCCACGUCAACGCCCUAACUGUCAUGAGUAAGGCCGUCGCCCCCGGAGACAAGCCUCGCAUCCAGGAGGUGAAGGAGCAGAGGGUGACGGGGCUCCUGGUGGCCAUCAUGGUUGGUAUGUCCAUUUGGAUCGGUGACCUGCUGCGUCAAAUCCCCCUGGCGGUGCUGUUUGGUAUCUUCCUCUACAUGGGUGUGAUGUCCCUCAAUGGUAUCCAGCUCACAGAGCGGAUGAUGCUGCUGCUCAUGCCACCAAAGUACCACCCUGACCACACCUACGUACGCAAGGUCCGUACGCUGCGUAUGCACCUCUUCACCUGCGUCCAGCUGGUGUGUUUGGCGGCCCUGUGGGCCGUCAUGUCGACCCAGGCGUCUCUAGCUUUCCCUUUCGUCCUCAUCCUCACCGUCCCUGUCAAGAUGUUCCUGCUGACCCGCAUCUUCACCGGCAGAGAGAUUGCAUGCCUGGAUGCGGACGACGCAGAGCCGAAGUUUGACGAGCGUGACUGUCACGAUGAGUACUCGGAGAUGCACAUGCCUGUGUAACCCACAACAAACCCCUCGUGUUACCACUCAGCUCCUCUUAUAGCGGACACUGCGGAAAUCUGUCGAACCAAUGAGUCUUUCAAACGUGGAAGCGCUCAUCACUGAUGAUCACCGUGCAUCGCUGGCCCUCUUCAUCAUCACUUAGACUUGAAUGCACAGUAUGUCAGAGGCCCGGUUGGUUGUUACUUUAAAUAUUUAAGUGUCAGAUUAUCAGCGGGGGUGAGUGUAAUCUAGCAGAGGAGAUCAAACAGAUGUGUACUCACUCAUGAUACACCUUUUUUUUUUAAAUACAUGUAUAUAUUUCAGGGGACAAGAGAUUCCAAAUCAAAAAUGAUGUGAUCUCGAGCUCAAAAUUAAAUGCGAUUAAAGUAGAUGAUAGUCUGAUUAAUUUUUAACCCUGAAAGGUUGCUCUGAUUCACAUUGAAUAUGUAGAGGAUAAAUGGGAUUUAUUCUUUUAUAUUAACACGCUGAGUUAUCGCUAUUCAAGUUUGUCGCUUUUUUUUUUCUCUCUCUCUCCAUGUUUUAACCUCACUAAGCGCCUUAUGAAGAAAAUGAAGAUAUACUGAGGUGUUUGUUUUCCCCCCUCAUCCUGUCUUAUUUUAGACAGCUGAUCCACUUUACCCGCCUCCCGAAGCUCGUAGCACUUUUUUUAAGACACCAAAUCUGAACAAUGACUGUAUUUUAUGUAAUUUUAUUAUCAUUUUAUCUCCUUAGCGUCCUCUAAAGUCCCUUAAAUAUCAGUGUUGCUUUAUUUAGCUUCUUAAAUGAGUAUCUGUGAGUGAUUUUCAGCUUGUCUUUCUUUUUCUUUUGUACUCAAACGCAGCAGUUUAGAUAAUAGUCGGGCUUUUAUGUCAAAUUCACCAGCAGAGGGAGAUCAUGCAGGACUGUGAUGACGACAUACCAAAAAAAAAAAAUACAGUACAUUUCUCAUUACACUAAUGCCGUGACAUCAUGUUUAUCAUCAUAUUUUCUUUUAGUGACACAGUGGCAUAAUGAAUAUACUCUAAAUGUCUCCACGCACAUGUUUAGGGCACUAAUGUAGAGUUUGUUUUGAAGUCUCACUAGGUGUGGUUGAUUUUUACGGGAAUAACUUUAAUUUAUUUGGUUUUCUUUCCAAGUGUGCCAAAUGUCUCAUGUAAAUAGUUCAGAACAAUAAGCUGCAGUUCAGCCAUCUCACAUCUCCUAACACUGCUGUUAGCCUAAAAAUAAAUAACAUGUCGUAGCACAACAUUCCUCGUUUGAUAUUUUUUUUGUUUUUGGCAUCGACUAACGCGUUUAAACAUUUCAUUCACAUGUGAACUUGGUCGACCAAAUUUCCACACAAGCUGUGUAGACAAUCUCAAUAAUAAUGCAUCACUGAGAGGGAAGGAUUUUAAACACAGACAGUAUAUAUAUGUAUUUUUUUUGUUUUGUGUCAUGUUGUAUCAGUGUGACAUGGAUUGGUUAAAGCUUUGACUGUGUCAAAUAACUUAAAUUUGUCGGUCCUCUGUUACUCUCAAGUUUGUAUUUCGGACGCUACAUUUCCCUCCGAACCGUUCCCAUCUCAGCCUGACUGUCGUUGUGAUCUUGUGCCUUUUUGUCGUCACAACAAAGAUGCACAAAAUCUCACAAAAGUGCCUGUGGGACCAUGAAGUGAUCCGCAACAAAAGUGUCUGCUGUGUUUUGUAAGGAUGACACACGUGUUACAAUAGUUUGCACUUUCGAGACGCUCAGAAAUCAAACAUCUCUCCAUUAUUUAUCCGAUGCAAUAUCAGGCAUUAUCGCUGUUUUUAUUUUGAAGGUUUUAUUUGGAGUAUGUCACAGAAGUUUUUCUCUUUUUUAAUGUACACACACAUGCACACAUUUUGCUGAAUCAUGAAGGGGGUGUUAAUGAGAAGUACAGUGUCAGUUUUAUGUUUGCUUAUCGUGCCUGUGGAUGAAGUGAUGGUAGUCUGUGUAUGCCAAAGUAUCUGUCAAAGUCGUGAAAUGCUGAUACGAUGUGUUGUUCCAUUUCAAAAAGCAAUACAAAGUCCGAGAGGCUAUUGCUGAUGUUCCCUUGUACAUUAAUGGUUGAAAUAUUGAUGACAAAUAAAAAAAGUUAUUUUCUAUUUA